UCCUAUGAAAACUUUGAACCGCUUGCGCUAAAUUAUAGUUUCACCGAUUGCGCUGAAAUUUUGCACAGUUCAUAUGAGACCUAAAUGGAAUCGAAAAAGUCAACUGGAGCGAGAAUUUGAUGUUUGUCCCAUACUAAUGUACAACAGAGGUCACCCUGGUCUUAGCCUGAUUGGUAAGGUAAGGGACUGAUCAGGUCUAGACUGAUUUGACGAAGGUAGGACGUUCCCGAGGUUGGAGAAAAGCAGCAGUGAACCGAAAUGUGUGGCGUUGGCGUAUUAUUGUGGACUAAGUCUUAUCUAUUGGAUAGUACGCAGAUCGCAAGAAAUUUCUUGGCCUAUCUCGAUGCGUGGAAAAUUCAGGCAAGGAAUCAAGAAAUUCAGGGCUCAGGCAAGGAAUCAAGAAAUAAUAAAGCGUCGCUUUAUUCCGGAUCAUAGUACGGAGCUGAAACGAAACGUCAAAUCAACGCGAAUCUAGCAAGCGCUGGGCGUACUGUGGAACCACUGACGGUCUUUCCUCGAAACCAUCAGCCACCAUUUAGCAGCGCGAGUGAUGAUCAACCGAGAAAAUUAGUGCACGCCAAGGAGCGUCAGCCAACACCUAGUAGCUCGGCGUCAGGCGCCCCUUUGGACCUGAGCAGAACGAUCCUCGCCUCCGCGUCCCACCGAAGACGGUAAUUAGCAUGAUUUAUCGCCUUGCUUCGGCUAAAUGAUGUGAAUGAUUUCCAACGGGAACGCCUCCCGACCGGCACGCAAGAUGACACCAUCAAAAGGGGCGUGCACGAAACUCGCACCAAAAGAGAAGGAAACAGAUAUACGCCGAGCGGCAAAAGGACAGAAACGGUUGAGGAAAACAGGCACACAACUCCUCGGAGUCCGGAAAAUCUGAUCCAUCGUCAACUUCUUGGUUGGCGAGCGCAUGGGAAAGCCAGUACCCACUGAUUUUCCUGCGGUUUAGAUUAAUUUUGUGCGUCGACGGAUUAACACGUGUAAGCAAAGUACGGUUCCUCGCGCGAGUGGUAGUGAUUUGGGAAAGUGCGGAUCUUAUGUUCUCGUUAUAAGAAUGGAGAGUGCACAUAACGAAAGCUCCACUAGCUUCAAAGUGAAAAACAACUUCAGCAUUGAGCACUUGUUAGCUAAACCGGAUAACUUACGAGGAUCAAGUGGAAAGCAGAGCUGUGACUAUGGUGAUACAAACUGCGUGUAUAAUGGAAAAGAAGCGUUGAAUCGAGGAGAAGAGAGGCCAUUGAAUAGUGAUCAAUAUGUAGAGUGUUCUACAUCACCUGAUUCCAGUUGCAACGAAGAAAUGAUGGAUAAUUGCAGCGAAGCAGCGUCGGAAGAAAGUGCUACGGGGACAUCCGACGACCGCAAGAAACGACCCAGAACAGCUUUCUCGGCUGCUCAGAUCAAAGCUCUGGAGACUGAGUUCGAACGAGGGAAAUACCUUUCGGUAGCAAAACGCACAGCACUAGCAAAAUCUCUGCAUCUAACGGAAACACAAAUCAAAAUUUGGUUCCAAAAUCGACGAACCAAAUGGAAAAGGAAGUACACGUCCGACGUUGAGCAACUGGCCUCACAUUACUAUUCUCAGCUGGGUAUUGGAAACUUUGCACGCCCGAUGGUGGUCGGCGAUCGCCUUUGGCUAUUCAGUCAAACUCCAAAUGGACCUGCUCCUGUGCAAUCACUCCUGCUCAACACACCCGCCCAUAUUGGUCCAUCACACCCGGCAAUGAGGCAGUUCCAACCGAUACCUCCAACACCGGUCGGAGUUUCCAGCUUUGCAAGUCGACCUAGUAAUGGCUACACCGUAAACUACCUACCGAAAUUGUCACCGCAAGGUUCACCGUACGGCAUCAAUCGAUUCCCAGUAUCAACGUUCAAACCCGUGUCCGUGGAGGAUUCCACAGGUUUUUACAAAUCAACAUCGGAAAUGAUCGACGGUUAUUACCCAGUGCCAAAAUUUGGUCCAACAGAAUUUGUUAACGAUGAACAUUCUGCCAUUAGCACUAGCUCGGGUAUUGCAGAUCUGGAAAGGGCCUUUGGUAAUCCUAGCAGUCUGCUGGACGGACAGCUUGCAUCAAGAUCUCAUGAAGGACUAGCAAGUCUUAGCACAACCACGUCUGAUAAUAGAGUACAAAAUAAUGCCAAAGACCUCAUAUCAGACUCUUCGAGUGAAAUUGAUUGUGAAGAGCUCCAUGAUAAAGACUAAUGUUGUACGUGUUAUGCUUUGCUCAGAUUGCA
This is a messenger RNA of Aedes albopictus (Asian tiger mosquito), 2238 nucleotides long. RefSeq names its product homeobox protein HMX3 (gene lms). The record is from RefSeq and is a predicted model, not a curated record. Gene Ontology annotation, cellular component: nucleus. Bases 1061 to 2206 code for a protein of 381 amino acids. Gene Ontology annotation, molecular function: RNA polymerase II cis-regulatory region sequence-specific DNA binding; DNA-binding transcription factor activity, RNA polymerase II-specific. The transcript has 2 exons. NCBI's taxonomy places the organism in Eukaryota, Metazoa, Arthropoda, Insecta, Diptera, Culicidae. Gene Ontology annotation, biological process: neuron differentiation; regulation of transcription by RNA polymerase II; central nervous system development.